Sphaerulina musiva SO2202 is the source of this 369-nucleotide messenger RNA. RefSeq lists its product as uncharacterized. Lineage: Eukaryota; Fungi; Ascomycota; Dothideomycetes; Mycosphaerellales; Mycosphaerellaceae. The transcript is spliced from 3 exons. Gene Ontology annotation, biological process: mycotoxin biosynthetic process. The record is from RefSeq and is a predicted model, not a curated record. The annotation marks the transcript as partial.
AUUCCACAAAACGAAGCUCAGAAUUUAUAUGAUUCCUCUGUUCCUAUCUGGAAUAUGACGGGGGAAUAUAUGAUUGGUGUGGAAGUUUUUCACCAACUUCAUUGCCUCGACAUAAUUCGCAAAGCCGCAUGGCCCGAACGCUACAAUCAUACCUUUUUCUUCCCCAAUGGAACUCGAGAUGAUUUUUUCACAAGACAUUUUGGACACUGCGUAGAAAAUCUUCGAGCAGCAAUUAUUUGCCACUCCGACGUCACUCCGGUGACAUUUCACUGGAAUCGAAGAAUGCAAUCGGUUGUGCAGAAAUUGGAAACGCCGCACAAAUGUAGAAAUUUUGAGAAAAUUCGUCGCUGGGCGGGCGAGAGAAGGGUG